Messenger RNA from Salvia hispanica, 660 nucleotides. Lineage: Eukaryota; Viridiplantae; Streptophyta; Magnoliopsida; Lamiales; Lamiaceae. The record is from RefSeq and is a predicted model, not a curated record.
AUAAGCAGUAUCCUGGAAAUUGGUGGAUUGCCUUAUCGAUCUAAACGUGGAGGAAUGAUUGCUGCUGCUGUUGAUGAGGGCAUAAUUUCUGAUGCUCAAGAAGGCUUAAUUGAGCAGGCUGGCUUAACUUCUAAUGACAGAGGGGAAAGGGAAAUGCCAGUCAAUGUCCUAAGCAGGAAUAAGUCACUUGGCUCUGCUGGUGUUCAGAAUAUCAAAAUUGGAUCAGAUGAUUCUGUUCCUGAAGACGCUGCUAAGGAUAGGUUGAGAUCGUCCAGUUCUAAAGGACCAGAGAAUGUCUUGCUGAGGCGUCCACCUGUAUCACGAGCUGCAUCUUCUCAGGAAGCGCUGUCAGAGCUGAAUGUUGACUCAGUCAGAGGGAAAAGUGUUCCAAGUGCAGUAACUCCUGAUGGAGUGAGAAGGGAGGUGGGUGUUACAGCUGUAGGAAAUGUUGAAGCGGCUAGCAGAAGAGAUGUGCAGUUCCGAAGAACAUCAUCCUGUAAUGAUGCCGAUGUAUUGGAAACAUCAUUCAGUGAUAUGCUUAAAAGCAGCGCUAAGAAGCCAACACCUCAAGAAACGCAUGCUUCAGCAGCAGCAGCUUCAGAGGCGCUGGAUGGAGCUGGGGCUCGGAACAAAGAAGGGCAAGAAAGGCAGACAGAUUGA